AUGAGAUAUUUAAGAGAAGUGGUCAUUGAAGAUAAUCCUGUGAAUGGUUUUCUUCCAGCUUCUAUUGGAAAUUUUUCUGAUUCUUUUCGGAUGUUUGUUGCACGUAGAAACAAACUGAAGGGCACAAUCCCGGAAGAAAUUGGAAACCUAAGUGGUUUACGUGUGUUAGCUCUGUCUCAUAAUGAAUUCACUGGUUCUAUUCCUGAGAAGUUGAGAACUAUGAACAAUCUUCAAGAAUUUUACUUGGAAAAUAACAGUCUAAGUGGAACUAUACCUGAUGAUAUCUGUAGUUUACCGAAUCUUGGAGCUUUAAAGUUGACUGGAAAUCAAAUAUCGGGUUCAGUUCCAGCAUGUUUAGGAAAUGUUUCUACUUUAAGAUAUCUUCAUUUGGCUUUCAACAGAUUGAGUUCCAUCUUACCUGAAAGCCUUUGGAGCCUUCAAGAUCUCUUAGAACUCAAUGUAUCAGCAAAUCUGUUUAGCGGGCGUAUACCUCCUGAGUUUUUCCAGUAA
Molecule: messenger RNA, 510 nt
Organism: Lycium barbarum (goji berry)
Lineage: Eukaryota; Viridiplantae; Streptophyta; Magnoliopsida; Solanales; Solanaceae
Product: probable leucine-rich repeat receptor-like protein kinase At1g35710
Exons: 3
Coding region: 1-510 (169 amino acids)
Molecular function (GO): protein binding
Source: RefSeq, a predicted model, not a curated record